Messenger RNA from Chara braunii, 3690 nucleotides. The record is from the annotation of a GenBank genome assembly. NCBI's taxonomy places the organism in Eukaryota, Viridiplantae, Streptophyta, Charophyceae, Charales, Characeae.
GUCAGACAUGCACUAGGGCUGAGUAGAGUGUGUGCUGGCUAGCAUCCUUGUGAGUAAGUGUGAUGCCUGCCUUCUCCGUACAGCAUAUUCGGUCGACACGGUCAGUUGUGUGUGAAGUCUGACCUGCAAUUCUUUAGGAGAAGGAGAGGGGGGGGAAGAGGGGAGGGGGAGGGGGAGCAUGUGAAGAAGGGCUUGUAGAAAACGAAAGAAAACAAAAUUUUACAGAAGAGAACAAGAAACAUGAGAAUGAGGCUACAGCUACUUUAUGCCGUUAUGGCUGUCGCCACUGUGUUUGUUGUAUUUGAAUUGUGUCUGAGUAUUACAAAUACAUGGACACCAAGUGGUGGGGAGUUGAGCGACGACUUCCUAUGUGAAAACAACCCCGACGUGAUGAUUGUGACCAGCUCACAACCCCACUGUGCGGAUGCAGAUGGUAACCUGAUCCUUCUGCGGUCUCUUAAGAAUAAAGUAGAUUAUGCGAGGUUGCAUGGGUUUCAGGUACUUUAUCCGAUGGAAAACGUCGAUAUGAAUCUAACUGGGAAUUGGAACAAGAUUGCAGUGCUGCGUGGAGCAAUGCGAGUGCACAAGGCUGUCAAAUGGUUUUUUUGGCUGGAUAGUGAUGCAUUAAUUACUGAUAUGCUCUUUGAGAUCCCCUGGAAACGUUACAAUGGUCUUGAUCUGGUUGUGGUGGGGAGCCCCAAUAAAAUAGGCCAUUACCUGGGUUUCAAUGCAGGCAUCCUCUUGAUCCGAAAUUCGGAAUGGUCAUGGAAACUUCUGGACACACUCGUUCGAGUACAGCAGCAGUUCAAAACGAAUGUGACGUUUCAGAGAGCCGUGCGUAGGAUGGUUGCGAAUUCACCUCCCUGGCUAGGCGACCAGACGGCUUUUGCGUACCUGCUGGCGAAGAGCAAGAAAUGGCGUGCAAGGACUGGAUUUGAGGAGGGUUAUACAUUGAAUGGCUUCUGGAAGAGUACGGAAUGGGCCGAUCCUGGCAAAGUUCGGCCGAAAGACACCUUCCCGAGGGACGGACUAACGCCGCCAUUCGUAACGCAUUUUGCCGGGUGUUCCUUCUGCAGUGGGCAGCAGUCUGAUGUCCUAGCAGAGUGCAAGGAGAAGUUUGCGAGGGCAUUUUUCACCGCUAGCAACCAGGUACUCGCCAUGUACGGUGUGCAACACAAGGGGCUUACGGAUACGAUGGAGAGUGUGGAGAUUGAGUGAGAUGUGUGCGGGGGUCCAUGUGCUGCUAGGCUGAUGAAAAGGGAAGUGGAUGCCUCUCAGGUUUCUGUCUUUUAACCGAUUGUAAACGUGGUUGCAUUUUUUUUCCCCCAUUCCGCUUUGCUCAGAAGCCGUUGACCGCUCGCUGAGGCGUGAUUGCUGUCCAUUUACGGGAGCUGAGUUUCAUGUGGUUUUCUAACUUUUCUCAUAAUUCCCACAAGAGUUUGUGGUUUUCUUCAGUAUUCACACGAGGAGUUGUCACAUGAUUGCUAGGCUCUUAAGGCUAUGCGUCACUGCCUUCUUUAGGUACUUUCUUCAUCUCUGUGGAGGACCUUGUAGACCACUGAUAUGGAUGACCUUGAUGUCUCAUGGAGUAGCCUGCCUGCCUCCAUAGAUUGCAUUUUUUAGCUGGUGAAGGGAGAUCUUGCACAUUGAUGGGGGUCCAUUUCUUAGUCUGUGGGCCGAUUGGGUUCAGAUCUUUACCCUCUGCAUAGUGCACAGUUGAAAUAUUGAUGCUGCUGUGCUGCCAGAUUGCCAUUGAGACGAGUUUUCAGAAGACUAGGUGUGUGGGGUGAGAGGAUUCUGGCCAACUAUGAUGGCGGAAGGAAAGGGCCUAUGCUCUGUGGGUUAUACAUUUAUCUUGUGGGCUUGCCUUUGGGAUGGUGAAAUGUGGGUGUCAACGGCCCUCGUGAAUGCGUUUGUGUUGCACCCCUUCACCGAACAGAAAGCUCUUCUAAGGUUUUUAUUUCUUCUCGUUGGUAGGUCUUUGUAUGGGGCUGUCAACCGCCCUCGUUCACAUUCGUGUUGCACCCCUUGACCGAACCGGAAACUCUUGUAGGGUUUCUGUUCUGAUUGGUAGGUCUUUGUACGGGGCCUUCAACCACCCUCGUUCACAUUCGUGUUGCAUCCCUUGACGCAACAGAAAACUCUUCUAGUUUUUUGUUUAGCAUUGGUAGGUCUUUGUACCGGCAGGGUCACACUUUGCUGAUUCCCAUUUCUCUUCUCUAGUCGGCAAGAGAAACACUGAGGCAGGUGGUAGCCUAAGGGUAGCUUCACAAGGAUUUAGAGUCACAAAUGUGUGAAGUAAGUGGAUCAGCCUGGUGUCCACUACCCACUACUUCCGAUUGGAGAUUGCCCGACUUGUUCAAGAAUGAAAAAGGCGUCCCUUUCCAGGGCAGAAGAUGAUGGCCUGAGGGUUCCCCCCUUUUCUCCAAGGCACGGGAUGGUGGGGCGGCAUGUCAUUGUUUUGGCGGUCGAAUGGUACAAGCUACCUAAAGUAAAUCCUGAACCAGAGUCAUUUCCUGUCCAUACAGGAAGUUGAGGAGCUAGUCCUACCUCCCCUUUCUUUUCCCCCUUCUGUCCAAAGAACAGGGUGGUGGGGCGGGAUGUCAUUGUUUUUCUGUACUCAGAUGACAUUGGUGAGUGUGUAGCAGGUUUUAUAGUUUGCACGGGCGGCUGGAAGGUACGUUCAUGAUCACCGUUAGGAAGCGCAGAGAACAGCAAGAGCAGCAGACGUUAUGAGAGAGAUCACUCUGAACGGGAAAACUCCUCCAUGACGCACAACUGGGCUUUUAUUCCAUCCGUUAUUCGCAUCCUGCAAGCACGGGCGGCUGGAAGGUAGAUUCAUGAUCACCGUUAGGAAGCGCAGAGAACAGCAAGAGCAGCAGACGUUAUGAGAGAGAUCACUCUGAACGGGAAAACUCCUCCAUGACGCACAACUGGGCUUUUAUUCCAUCCGUUAUUCGCAUCCUGCAAGUUGAGCUUGUUGUACUGGCCUUGCUUUGGCUGGUUGGUUCGUGCUUUGAAUAAUUGAUCGAUUUUCAUGUCACCUGCAGCAUGCAAAGAUUGUUCGAUCUGAUAAGCCUGUACUUCUCUGUAGCUCCAUCCAUCGUUAGGCCCUGGAGUGGCCAGGUGCCACCUGGAGAAAGGACGUGCUCGAUUAGGGAGCUCUGGUGGUUGGGAAUCUCCUUGCCUACGAAAGUCCAAUGGUGGUGGUUGUUGCUGUGAUAGUUGAUGACUUGACAGUCAAUUUCGGAUAAGAGACACUAUAGUCUGACCCUGCUAUGGAUGUCUUGGUAUUCCCGUGACGGCAGGUUUUGCAGUCUUUCCAAUCUCUACUUGAGACGUCGGGUGGUUUCGGAUCAGCUCCUUGCGCAGCAAGAUCCGAUAGUGGUGGUUGUUGUUGUGUUAGUAGUCAAUCUACUGUCGAGAUUGAGUUUCUCAUAAGAGGCUGUAUAUGCUGAUCCACAAUGGCAGGUGUUCCAUUCUUUUGAAUCUGUGUACGCUAAUUAUGCAUGCUUUUUCCACCUUUCCAUUCUUUUGAUCGUUCCACCUUUGCUUUUUUUUUUUUUUUUYUUAAUUCCCUGGCUGAGCUUUGACAGGAAAGCAGAGGUGUUAUGGGUGUAGUUUUGCCUGAUUUGUAAAAGUCCUUCAUUUAUGGACUGGGUGGUAUUGAAGUAAAAUCUAUGGUUUCUC